Coprinopsis cinerea okayama7#130 is the source of this 675-nucleotide messenger RNA. RefSeq lists its product as hypothetical. Gene Ontology annotation, cellular component: membrane. The record is from RefSeq and is a predicted model, not a curated record. NCBI's taxonomy places the organism in Eukaryota, Fungi, Basidiomycota, Agaricomycetes, Agaricales, Psathyrellaceae. The coding region runs from base 454 to 675 and encodes 73 amino acids. The transcript has a single exon.
GAAAUAGCCUGACGCUCGUCGUCCUGAUUUCAUUGAACGCGUGCAGCGCAAAGGCGACACAACAAGAUUAUCACGAACUCGAUAGAGAGUUGAAUGACAGCAUAGAAGAUGGUCAAAUAGUUCGACCACGGGCACCACCACCUAUACGACCACCGUCAGACGGUCAAGGAAAUGACACCGUUCCCAAUGGAUCUCAUUUACUCUGCAAACCUUUUGGCGCAUGCGAGCCAUGCCCACCAGACGCUGUGUGUACUAGUCUACUUUUGGUAUCCAUAGUCUUUCGCUAACGGAUCUACCGUCCUCAAGUUACACCAACCCUUCUGCCAGCCAUUCGGAAACCGCAGACUCAUGCACUGUCUAAACGCAACGGAAUCAAACCCUGAGUCACCUCGCUUCGCCCAAGACUCUGGUGGGAAUGGAGGAAGUAGCAAGAACUCCGGCUCGUCUGGUGAUAUGCCCGGCGAAGCACCCAAGGGGGAGACCCUCGCUUGGGAAUCUUGUGGGCGUAUUCCGUCUCAAGAACGUGCGGACUUUUUGGAAUUCGUGGCUUGCAACGUUAUCUUUGCGAUUGUUGCUAUUGGACUUGUAAUGUGGAGAUCGAAGGUGGUGCAGGCACGGCAAGCGAGGGUGUUAGCGGCGAGGAUUGGGUUGGUGGGAGGAAGAGGAAGGAGAUGA